Messenger RNA from Hypoxylon trugodes, 2456 nucleotides. RefSeq names its product RNA polymerase I-specific transcription initiation factor-domain-containing protein. The record is from RefSeq and is a predicted model, not a curated record. NCBI's taxonomy places the organism in Eukaryota, Fungi, Ascomycota, Sordariomycetes, Xylariales, Hypoxylaceae. The coding region runs from base 170 to 2380 and encodes 736 amino acids. The transcript has 2 exons.
UUGUAUUUUAGGUGGCGCCUAUCAUUUAAAAUUUGUAUACUUUUCAACUACGAACAAAAUUUUACCUUCUACCGAAUCUCCCAACUUCAACACCUCUCGCCCAUUACCGUUUGUGCUUUGGUAAGGCUUACGCCGUGAGGAAAAGAGCUCGCCUACGCCUAUAUACGGCAUGGCGACUACAGCGGAUGAAUCAGCUGAAUACAUACCCGGCGUCGACGAUGAUGAUUCCGAAGAUGGCUCGUUUGAAGAGCUUGAAGGAGAUGAAGAUGCGGAUGAACGGCCGAAUCGUUGGCGCGGGCCUAAAUCUACUUGGCAACAUUUCAAUGCCGAGGAGAUUGAUACCAUGGCUGCGCUGAGGGAGAUACGCGAUCGCGAUUUGGCGGUGCAUUUAUAUGAUGCAUUUGCGCUGAGGCGGAGAGCGUUGCUCAGUGAGCGUGAAGGAGGAGGGAUGGAGGGGCCGGUUAUUGGGAAGGACAUCGACGCCACCACGGGUCUUCCUGUGCAACAUGACAAUUGGCUCCCGCCGCAAUCAUGGACUGCGUGGCCCAUGCGCGUGGAUAGGGUCCCGCCGCCACACGAGCCUGUGAGGAGUAUGGUGCACGAUCCAGAUGAAAGGUUUACAUUUAAGAAAGCCGUGCGCGAUAUACCGAGCUCGGUUUUAGAAGAAAUUAUCGGUGCGCAGAUACUGAAGACCGCGAAGGAGAAAUUUAAUGCUAGGCCUUGGGCUACGGCGAGUGUGUCUGAUGAGGAUGUGGAGGAAGAAGAAGAAGAUGAAGACGAAGAUGAGGACUACGAGGAUGAGACAGAUGUUUCCGCGUCUGCUGGGAGUAGCAGAAGAAGAUCUAGGUCGAAAGGUGGCAGGUCGAGAUCAAGAUCUAAAUCUAUCAAGCCCGAGGACAUGGGCGAAAAUGAGGGGACGGAUGAUCUCGACAAGCCGCUUAAGAAGCCUCGCUUGAAGCCGGCGGUCUCGACCGACGACGAUUUAUCCUAUAACCUCUUGCGCCCAUCCGUACGGCAUAUUCUUACUCAGCUAGACACAACCUUUACGAUCCUCCAUAACGUACAGGAAUCAAUGCUGAACUAUCAGUCCGACUCAGCUGAUUCGGAAGCAUCCGAUUCUUCUCAUCGUAGUCGUAGGCCAUCGUCUCAGGCUGGUUCGCGGGGGCGAGGUCGGCCUUCGGGGCCAUCCGCCCAAACUCGGUUAAGAGCGAGGGAUGCGUCUGUGCCACUGGUAGAAGAUUCGACGAUGAUUGAUGGCGAAGGCAAGGCGGCUGUGAAGCGAAAACCCGGAAGACCUCCUAAAGCACGGCCCCGACUCGAUGGGGAGACCGACAAAGAAUACGCAAUACGCAUUGCUCGAUUGCGUAAACGACGACUCCCCGUAUUCGACGACAACGAAAACCCGAAUACUGCAUCCGAAUCUCAGCCCGAACCAGAAACAGAGGACCCAGGAAGGGAUAGUGGUAACUCCGGCGACGGCGAAGAAACCACCGGUCCCAAUCGUGGGAGAUCAAUCCGUCGGAAACGAAAAUUUAGAGCAGACAACCGUUCCACGUCUCGGACUUCGUCUAUUUCGAACGUAGGCACGCAGAGACGUAGAUCAUCACAACAACGUUUCGGACUUCGCGACUGGAGGGACGUACUCGGUGCCGCGGCACUCGCUGGAUUCCCCGCCCCAGUGUUAGAUCGCGCAGCGAGGCGAUGCGCAGAUUUAUUCGGGCAGAGUAUGACGCUACAUAGACUAGUCGAGGGGCCUGCUACGUCUAGUCGAAAGACGCCGUCGGGUAAAGUGACAACGUACGUACCUGGGAUGCCGUAUCCACCGUUGCUUGAAGAGGAAGACGAAGAGGAAGGGGCACAACAAAGAUCUAUGAUACUACCUUUGCGUGCGACAAGCGCCGCGAUAUCGGAAAAUGAAACGGGCCCGUCGAGAAGAGGUAGACGCUCACGAAGUGUAUCGAGACCUCGUAGUAGAUCUGGGUCCGUGGGUGCGUCACAUGUAUGCUUUUUCGGCGAUUGUCCUAGAGCCGCGGAAGGCUUUACGAGACGGCAGAAUUUGCUACGGCAUUUAAAAUUAGUGCAUGGAUGGACGCCGUCCGAGAGUUCUAGUGGGGGAGGCGAAGAGGCGCUAUUACUCGCAAAUGAAGUGGAUAGCGAAGAUGAGAUGUAUGGCGCCGUUCACGUCGAUGGGUUCUUGCGGCCGAUUAGGAUGCGGCAGGGAUGGAGAGGCCGAGAUGUUUCGGUGGAGCCGCGGAGAAGAAGAAGCAAGUAUGGAAAAGAACGUGAACACGGGAGGAUAAAACUGAGGGAUGCAGAACGAGCUGGGACAGAUGGUGAUGAUGCAGAUGAGGAGGGAGAUAUGAGGAUGGGUGAUGAGUAAAUGCCUAUAUAUAGGGACAUUAAAUUGGUGGGCAUGACCUUCCCGCUAUAUUCCUAUCCCCCCCCCCCCUCUUGUA